UACUUCAAAGUUUUACUACUUUUAAAAGUUAGUGCAGGUUGAGCAUUUAAAGAGACCUUACGGGUAUUACAGUUAUACUGUUGUAUUAAUUUGAAAUUAUAUUUUUAAACAUGUAUUAUUGUAUAGCAGUGACGUUAAUAGCUCUUGCUUAUGUAUUCUGGGAUGUCAACUACUUCCUAAGGAUAGCUUUCACCAUUGGAAUUGGUCGAUUGUUCCAAAAGAAAUGCGGUAUUAAUGAUACAACCACAAUUUACGGUUUUUGUACGACACAAGAUGUAGACAUCUUCUUGAAGCAUAUGAACAAUGCUCGUUAUGUUCGAGAGCUGGACUUCGCUAGAUUCCACUUCUACGAUCGCACCGGUAUCUAUGAUAACAUCAUGGCAGUUGAUGGCCACGCUCUCCAGGGCGCUUCCAGCAUUCGCUACAGGAGAACCAUCCCUAUAUUUUCAGCUUAUAAAGUUGAAACUAAGUUGGCGUAUUGGGAAGACAAAACAUUGUUCGUUGAGCAAAAGUUCAUCACCUUAAACGAUGGUUUCGUGCGUGCAAUAGUCCUGUCUCGGCAGAAUCUCAUCAACGUGGAUACUGAGAGACUGUUCAAGGGCAUCCCCGGUGCAGACAAAAAGCCCGAAUGUCCUGAAGAAAUCAAACACUGGCUUCAAGCGAUUGAAGUCUCUAGCGCUAAGCUCAGGAAGAAGGAUUAAUUAAUUAACAACCUUUUUUUACUUAAGUCACUAUAUUUAUUAAUGUUUGUUUGUUAAACUGAAACGUGUUAAUGCAAAAAUAAAGGUUGAGGUUACUGAG
Helicoverpa armigera (cotton bollworm) is the source of this 801-nucleotide messenger RNA. RefSeq names its product protein THEM6. The transcript has 3 exons. Bases 111 to 701 code for a protein of 196 amino acids. NCBI's taxonomy places the organism in Eukaryota, Metazoa, Arthropoda, Insecta, Lepidoptera, Noctuidae. The record is from RefSeq and is a predicted model, not a curated record.